Messenger RNA from Penicillium antarcticum, 8607 nucleotides. RefSeq names its product glycosyltransferase family 4 protein (gene gtb3). Bases 1 to 8607 code for a protein of 2868 amino acids. Lineage: Eukaryota; Fungi; Ascomycota; Eurotiomycetes; Eurotiales; Aspergillaceae. Gene Ontology annotation, molecular function: glycosyltransferase activity. The record is from RefSeq and is a predicted model, not a curated record. The transcript has 4 exons.
AUGACAGAAAGGAAGCUCCUUCCUGUGGAAGCCCACCCCGUGGGCUGGGCUUCCAUGAAAGGACACUGGUGGCAGUUUAUAUUCAUCGGAGUUUUGCUAUUAACCGUCACUAUCGGAACCGUAUCUAUUAUAUGGUCCGGAGCGCGAAGAUUUAUCAAAUAUUACAAGUCGAGACCGCCACCAGACACUGUUUCCGCGAGUGUCUCUAAGCGCCUCGCUCAGCUAGCCAACCGUGAAUUCAACCUUAUUGAGACCCGUGCACGCAAAGGAAAGCCCUCGAGCUUCGGCGUAUACCUCGGUGGCUUCGAAAACCCGCCUACUGCCUCGCAAGAAAGACUGCUGGAAGAGUGGGAUCUUCUUAUUGUUGAUCCAUUCCAGCCCGGUGUUUCCAAGGCUAUCUCUAGACAUGAGCGUAGCCAAGUGUUGGGACGUGUCGAUUUCGCCCGAAUUGCUGCCCCAAAGUCCUCUGCCCUCACCGUCAUUGAGAAGGUUGAGGAAUUACUCGCAAUCGGUUUCAACGAAACAAAGUUCUCCGGUAUUCUUCUCGCCAACUGGGAAGAUGUUCUCUGUCCCUCCGUCCGCAGAAAGUUGCUUGAGACGAUUAGCGGCCUCGGUCUAGCAGUGUACCUUGAAUCGGCACCUCCACAUUUCUUGAAAGACAGAAAGGCUGUUCAAACCGACGCCGUUGCUGGUCUGGUCAUUCGGAAUGCUAGCGUCAUGCCUGAGGGCGAGAAGCGCGACUACUUCGCCAUGGCCGAGCUCCAAUCGACUAUCAAAGCAUUCGUCUCUGAGUCUUGCAUGAGAGACUUUGUUGUGAUGGCCUGGGAGACUAUUGACGAUGGUGUGACUGUGACCAACGCAAUUGUUCGCAGAUCUCUCCAGUGGACCAGCUUCUACAGCGCAAUUACUUGGAUCGGUUCCGAGGCUGCCUUGCAAGAUGCGGACUUGAAUAUCACAACUCUCGAGCCUCUUCCCUCCUUCGGAUGGUUGAAAGAAGCUGAGAUUAUGAAGGCUCAUGAUACCUGGCGUUCCAACUUGAACAUCCUGCCUUCUCCGGAUAUGAAAGAUGGUUGGGAAGCUCUCCAGCCUCUCUUCCCUGCUGUUAACGAACUGCUUGACUCCGAAGAAUACAACUCCAAGGCCCCUGAUAGCCCGACAUCUCGACUGCGUGAUCCGCCUGAAUGGGUUGCUCAGGUCAAAUCGCAGGGUAGCCCUCUCUCGAUCUCCAUGUCUGGAAUGGCGUACAACUCUCUCGGGUGUUUCCCUCUCGGCUCCGACUCAUCGCCGAUGGUUUUCGCCGAGAUUGUUCAAUCUCAGCAACGUCUCAAGUCACUCAACCUACUUCAUCCCGUUCCAACCACCAAGAUCCAGAGCAUCGGUCUUCUCCUUCGCCAAUUCCAUGACAGCUUGGACCUUUCCGAUGAUGAAGAUCAGCUUGCCAGUUCCAUCAAGGAGCUUGCUAACUGGGCCUCUAAUGAUCUCUUGCACGUGAACCUGGCUCUCGAUUCUGGUCUGCGUAAGAGCUCCGAUUUCCGCUUCUGGGCUGUCUUUGAGAUGGAUGCUGAGGGUAUUGAAAUUUACGUAUCCAAGAACGCCCAGGGUCUCGCUGGAACCAUCCUCCAUACUUAUCUGUCGGCCAAGGGGUUUCCCCGACAUGUUUGCUUCGAGGCUGAGGCCACCUUCGCCACCUGGUCUAAGGAUGUUUCCGCCGAAACUGGUCUCCCCCGCCGUCUGAUUCAGGAUAUCGAUGUUCUCACCCCCGAAGAGCGCCUUCUCAUGUUGCAGCAUCUGUCGUUGACCGAUGUUCACAGCGAGCUCGUCGAGGUUAUCUGUGCCUAUAUUCACAAGCAACUCAUGGACUCUCCUUCGUUUGCCCUACUGAAAGCUCACAACACCGUUGGAUAUCUCGAUAAGUCUACUUCCCCCGAAGAACUGAUUGGAUCUCGUAUCGAAUGGUACCGGGACCAAGGGUGCAAGCAUCCUUCAGCCAAGGCCUGUCUCUCUCUUUUCAACCAAGUCGACACUGUACUUGGUCAGAUCCUCAGAGUACGCCGUGAAGAUGAUCUUGCUGCUAUUACCAAUGGACUAUGUGCACUUCUGAAGGGUGGCUCUGUUGACGCAUAUGUCGACAUGAUGGCCCUUGCUCUCUUCUGCGCUGCGAGAAAGGGUGCCUUUGACGAGAUUUACCAGGAAGUGACUGAUCGGAACCCUCUGUUCAACAGUCACUCCGACCAAGCUGCCGCAUUUGCCGAGUCAUUCGCUCUUGGCUCCCGAUGCGAGGCCUACUUCGAUGUUGCUCCAAGUGUUUUCGGCAGGCUGUUGUCUAAUCGUUUCAGAGGCUACUAUAACCAACACCAGCCUCCGAACUGGGCGAACGGUGCUCCUCAGCUUGCUACAUCCUAUGCUGGAGCCCAGAUCGAUGUCAACCCGGACGAACAGCCCAAGGUUAUGCGUGGCUAUCAGCGAUUCACCUUCCUGAGUGUGUUCGCUAUCCCGGCCCUAAUUGAUAUUAUCCUGCUCACUAUGAUCGGUCGCGGUCUGUACCUCUCUGCUGACAUGACCUACGAAGAACAAGACAGUGCGACCAUGGCCCUGAUGAUUUCUUUGCUGCUUUCCGGUGCGAUUGGUACCUGGAUUGCGUGCGGUGGUCCUUACUAUCUCAUCUCAAUGGCGUUUGCGGCUGCUAACAUGUUCGUUCUUAUCCGCUUGAUUGCUGGUAUUGCCUUCACCAUCGCCGGUGGUUUGGUUGGUUUCGUUGCCAUCUCAGCCGUCAGAAGCCCUCGUGCUGGUAUAAUCUUCUACCUAUAUCUGAUCGCUCUAACAAUCUACUUCUCGACCUUCGCCUCGCUCGCCAGUUUCAGUUAUCCCGGAUCGAGUUUUUUGUCCGGUCGCAAGCCCAUUAUUUACUGUAUCCCGAUUCUGUUCCUGUCACCAAUUAUCACCACCUGGGCCGGCAACGACUCAGCAAUCUAUCUUGCCAUCAUCUAUGUCUUCAUUGGUGUGCUCUUACUAUGCCUGCGCUCAGUGACAUCCAAAUGGGUCACCUGGUACCAAGAUAUUCGCCGAACCGAUGAUACCGAAAUUCGCAAGUGGUACAUCAGUGUGUACGGCCACGAUGAUGAGAAGGUCUUCGCAAAUAUGAGUGAUCCAGCUGCACUCAAGCUGGCAAGAGAGGCACUGUCCAAGGACGUCUUGGCCGAACAGAAGCGUGGCAUAUUCUCCAAGGCAACCAAGGAUAAGCUGGUUUUCGAACUUGCUCGGGAUUGGGAAUCGACCAACUUCCUCCUUGAUUGGUACUGUCGUUAUGCUGAUGUCCCUCGCCCAAUUGCGUUCAGUUCUGGCUGGAACAUCCAAACCAAGGUCGCAUUGGACGUUCUUCGCAACUCCCAGAAGGGUCUCCGCCUGCACAAUGCCUUCGUUCACUGGCGCCAGUCCAGCAAGGAGAUCGGAUGUGGUAUCCUGUACUUCGUGAUUGCCCUUCUCGACAAGUGGAUUCAAAUGCUCAGUGGUGAUCGCAUGCUUGGCUAUGCUCCCGCUGAGAACGACGCGAACCGCAUGGCUGUUGGUUUUGCUCUUGCUUACUACCUGAUCGGAGCUGUUCUCAUUGAUACCAAGGCUCAAGAACUCCAUGAUGCCCUUGGCAGCAAGGCCCCCACCUCUGUCAAGUCUGCUAAGGAUAUUCGGAUCGCCCAGAAGAAGGAAGUCGAGCUCCGCCGCAAAGUAUACUGGCGGGUUCUGCUCCGCUUCCUCCUUUGGCACGUAUGGAGUCUGGCUCUGGCAACUGCUCUCAUUUGGACUUUCCAGGAAACCCGGGAAGGUAUGAUCAUCUUCUUCUCCUACGUUCUGGCCUACACUGGUUUGAUCUGGUAUCAAUACACCAAGAUCUUCACCGGCCCUCAUGCGCUCAAGCCUCUCAUUACUGGCAUCUGCGUCGGAUUGCCAGUUGGUAUCGCUCUCAAGGUCUGCCUGCCCUCUUCGUUCAAGUACUCUCAGAUCAUCGGUCUGGGAUCCGCCACCUGGACUGUCGCUUUCCUCGCUAUCUGGAAUGCCAAGAUGGGCAUGCCUAACAAGGUUGACUCACCAGUCGAGCUUGGCCGGACCUUCCACGCCUUCACCACCCCUUGGUCCGACCCUGAAUGGUCCCAGCAGGAACUCCAGACUUUCUUCGAGAACUAUACUCUGCUUCCAUCCGACUCUCGAUUCCAGCUCAACCCUGCUGUUCACCCUGGUGUUGAAAUCAGAAGUGCUAUGACUUCUCGCAGAGAAGAGCUCCGCAUUGAAGAAGCCUUCCCCGGCUCCAAGGAUAUUGUCAACACUGCUAUCUCCGCAUGGGAAAAGGGCGACGUUGUCAUUGAGCUUGUUCCAAUCGGUUCUCUCGGUCCCGGUAUUCGUGCUUUGAGUUGCAGCACUGGUAACCAGCUGAAGCUGGCCAUCAGCGUUGGAGGUCUCCUGGACGAGCGUCUCGAUAUUAGUGCUAACUGCCAGGUCAUUGCCGAGACUCUACUCCACGCUGUCACUGAACUCAUGAUGGGUGUUCCCCACGAAUACGCAUCACUGGCAGGAUCAAUUAUCUCUGGUGGAGUCACACACACCAUGGCCCGACAGCUUCGCGAGGAGGCCAAUACCUCCACUGUCGUUCGCUGGGCCAAGAAAGAGCUUCUCCGACAGCUCUGUCUUGGUUUCGAGGCUGAUAUUCACUGGGACAAGCUGCCUAACGAAGUUCGUGAUGUACUGCUCAAGCGUUGCUUGGGACAGCAGUGCAGUCUCUCUAACAGCCAGCGACAAUGGCUUCAGGAGAGCCUUUGCACCUUUGACACCAAGGACCUUGACAUCCACGUUGCCCGUUGCAACCUUGGAGCAGCCACCGCGAUUAGUGUUCUCGACUACGCUCACUGGGGAACUGGAGAAGCUGCUCUCCCCAAGGAUUCUGAGACUUCGGAGUACAUCUCUUAUGUACCUCGUAAGCUCCCACUUGUGCUGUCACUUUUCAGAGAACCCCUGAGCUACAUAUAUCACAAGAUGGGUACAAUGGUCAAGUUCUUUGUCGUCGCUUUGGUUGCAGAUCCUGAGUUCCAGAGAGAGUUCAACCACGUCGUUCAGCCCCUUCCUACCGUUGUCCGUGUCCCUACUGUCUUCUUUUUGAACAUGUUCUGGGUUUACUCUAAGGCUGUUCAAGACUUUGGCUUGUCAUUCUUCCUAUUUCACGGUCGCCAGAACGUCAAGCGUCUGUGGGAAGAGACCAAGGGCAUGACUAUCCACAUCAAGAAGAGCAGAGUUAUUGUUCAAAGUCUGGAUGGCACAUUCACGGCAUUCCGGCAUCACGAGAUUGACGGUGGGUUCAAGAUCUACCAUUAUGCAGGCGACCACAAGACCGAGCCUAAGGAGGUCAAAGCACUGAAGUAUGUCAGCACCUACUCUGGUGAGAUGUUGCUUCUUGUCAAGCAAGAGUUCAAAGAUGGCAAAGUCACCAACGAAUAUCACUACGACUACCAAUCCCCGACCAAGAAGGGCUUCAAGCUUGGCAACAAGUCUUCGGCUCGCAUUCCAUUGGGACGUCGCUGUGUGGCUGGUGCCAACCACCUGCAAAGUGUUCAAUACAACCGCAAGGGUCUCAUCGAAUCUGGUUCCUACAUGAAGGACGGUAACUUGAUCCGCUUCAAGUACCACUACCGCAAGAACCCCCGUUUCGGUGAUGAGCUGCUCCGCGCUGAAUUCCUGUACAGUGUCUUGGUGUGCGCCCCCCGUCGUCACCCCGAGAAGGUGGAACGCUGGAUUCCUCACUCCAAGGUGACAGAAGCCAGCUUCGUCCAGGGUGCCGAUGUCUACGAGAGUCGCUGGUUGUACGAUCACAAGUUCCAUCCCACGAUCUUCACCACUAUCAACGGGCAGAAGGUUCAGACCCCUCCCAUGAUCGAGCACGAUUACCUGGGUGUCCUGGCCAAGCCGAAGUAUACCAGCUUCGUGCAUGACAACCCCUUCUUUUACUGUGACAGUCUCCAGUCAAAUUUACUCACUCGCACACUCGGAUUGACCAAGAAGCGCUUUGUUGUUUCCACUUCCCGUGCUCGUUCUCUCAUGUGGAAGGCCUGGAAGGACCGUGUUGACUUCGAUGCCAUUAUUGUCCGCUGGAUGGACGACCGUAUUCUUCGCAGAGACCGAGUCCUUGCUCCGUACUGGCGCAGUCGUGACUGGGGUAACCUUGGAUCUGCAAAGAAGUAUAUGGACCUCCGUGCCGAUGCUAUCAUGGCUAGUGCCGAUCUGGACGACAACAUCUCUAGCUGGACUCCCCUCGCUGUGAAGAUCACCGAUCUGCUCAACUUCGGCCCCGGUGGUGACGCUGUUGUCAACACUCGCUCUAAGAACUUCGGAACUGAUACUGACAAGACACUGCACGUCAUGGCCGCUGACAAUGGUACCUGGCCCAAUGAAGGUGGUGGUGUCUCUGCCUGUCGACGAGACAUGAUCAACUCCCUGCGGACCAUUAAGUGGCACAUGAUUUGUGAGUCUGCAAACGACUUUGGUGUUCCUAAGCACCAGACCGAGCAGAACAUCCAGUCUCUCAAGUUAAUCCCGCUCUGGGGUAUGGAUUUCCUGACGCCAACUCACGGUUUGUUCCACAACAAGCUGGAUGCCGAGGUCGACAAUGUGACUUCCGCCAGCGAGUUUGAUAUCAAGAUGAACUUCAUUCCUAUCUUGACAGCCUUGGUUAAGGGUGCGCGUGCAAUCAAUCUCACAAAGGCCGAUAUCCACCAAGCGACUCGUGCUCUGGUGAACCUCAACACAUACUUCCAGGAAUCUCGUCAUUGGACCCAAGUGUGGAACAGUGAAACUGUCAAGCAGAGUUGGCGUGAGCUGUGGCUCACUCAGGAGAUGUCCAAUGCGAUGCCAUCAUCGGAGUGGUUCGACACCGAACUUCCCACCCUGGCCGCCCUUGAUGUUGCCCUGGAGCUCUGGUACCGCUACCUGUUCAUUUUCUCGAUACCCGUCCCGGAGAAGAUUCCCUCGACCUUCCAAGCCUCCCACCACAGCGUCAGUGCCUCGUACGGUGUUGUCUGCAAGAUCAAGCGCAAGUGUACUCUGCAAAUUUGGGAUCACGCUAUCAGUUGGCGUGAAACCAACCUGUGCCUAUCAUCUGCACUUUGCAAGCUUUCGCCAUUCGUUCGUAACUCGCUGCUUGGAUUGAUGCGCAUUACCUCUGUCUUGACUUUGCACCAUGCCGAUAUCAUUCUUCCUUGUGCCGACUUCUUCAAUCCCGGUUGGGAAGUCGAGAUUGGUACUUGCCAGGGUACAAUUGAGCACCGCAACGUCUUCCGCCGCAAGAUUGAUCCCGUUGUCAAUGGUAUCACUGACAUGCAGAAAUUCGCCCCAGUCAAGGAGAUCAAGUCUGAGCGCCCGACUGUCACCAUGUUGUCUCACGUCUGGUAUGCCAAGGAUAUCAAGAUCGCCCUUCUCGCUGCCGAUAUCAUCAUCAACCAGUGGAAGUUCGACGAUUACCACCUGGACAUCUAUGGUGCCAUUGACAAAGCCCCUACAUACUCCACUGAAUGUCAAGAGAUCAUCGCAUCAAAGGGUCUCCGUGGUAAGGUCACACUGUGCGGGACUGCCGACCCCAUGAAGGUCCUAGAGAACACUUGGCUCUUCCUCAACUCGUCUCUGUCCGAGGGUCUUCCUCUCGCCCUAGGUGAAGCCGCUCUCACUGGUGCUCCCGUCGUCUGCACAGACGUCGGUGCCUCCCUCCGAGUUCUCAGUGACCCAGACGACUUCUCCCGAUUCAGUGCCGUGGUCGCACCCAACGACGCCCUCAACCUGGCCAAGGCACAGAUCGGCAUGCUUGCCAUGCUUGGCGAAUGGAGCAAAUACAGUGACGACACCGAGCCCGCCCCAAUCCUGACCAACUCCCCCACCGCAGAGGAUGUGGCAGCCAUCACCCGCCGUAUGUACACAAAAAGCGAGCACCGCCGCAAGCUCGGCAUGAUGACCCGCAAGAUCGUCCAGAAGUCCUUCAGUGGUGACCGAUACCUUCGUGAGCACGAGCAGAUGCUCUGGAUCGGAAAGUCCGCCAAGAUGAUGGCCAGUCGCGCUGCGGGUGACCCCAUCGAGCCCGCCGACGUGGCAACCGCCAUCGAGAACGGCGUCGAUGAGGAGAUCAUCACUAUUCCCCGUGGCGCUGUGCACUCAUGGCGCUCAUCUGCUGUUUCUGGUGUCUCCACACUAUACAGCACUGUCUCUCACGUCCCUGGUCGUGGUGGCUACCACCGUCCUAUGUCUGAUAUCUCGGCCAUGAGCAUGAGCAACAUUUCCACCGAUACCGAGUCCUUCGCUCGCCUGCCUGUCUUCGCUCCUAGACAAUCUAUGAUGUCUACUAGUAGCAACCCCGGCAACAGAUCUCCCAUGUGGACUUCCAAUCACCGCCUUUCUGUCCUGGGCAGCCGCACCCACUCUCCCCGUCCUCAAUCUCACAAUCGCUCUAUCUCUACCGCGGGUCGCGAACAGAUUCGCGGCCUUCACCGCGAGGACCUCGCUCCAUACCGUAACUCGGAUGUCAGCGUCGUCAUGAGAGAUGAGUUCAUCCGCGCUGGCGGCCUGAACCCUCCUCCUAGUGGUUAA